UUUCCGCAGGUUUAAAGCGCCUCAAAGCAAGGUAAGCGGCAUGAAGUGCACAAAAAUAGUGUUAACGAGUCGAAACGCGAUAAAUGCAGGCAGGAAAAAUGAAUAUCUGGAAGAUCGAGCGGAAAUGGUGUGGUCGACUAAAGGUUAUCAUGGAUACUCGUACAAGCUGGCUGCUCGAACUAAGGAACAAUACACACCCCGACUAACUGAGCCAAAACUAACGAUAACCACUUUGCUUUUUCCGGAUAAUGUCACCCUCAACACUGGCGCUUCUCUAGAAAAAUGGUCGAAAAAAGCCCCCAGGUUGCUAUCGGCAAAAUGCAAAAGUUUCACCCCAAGAAAGCCGCUGAACUCCUCAAUUGCAGAUGAUGAUUACGACUUUUCCUAUCCCCUGACUGAUCUAUUUGAGCAGCCUCAACCCGCAGAAGACUUUGCGCAAAUAAACGACGAUCUCCAGUUAAACUUUGAUGAUUACUUUGUGGCCUCCGACAUAGAGGAGCUGAUGCUGAAAUCCGAAAGAAUCCAACAUGAGCUGGUGGAGAAGCCGAAGAAAGGCGACAAGACAAAGAAGAAGCGACACAAAUUCAAGAAAACCAUUCGAUUUUCUUUGUCGAAACCGCCGAGUCCCGAAACUGAGCAGGUGAUUCGAGUGGAUGUAACGUCGAAUGUGUCUUUUGAGGACGAUAGUGAAAUCAGGACGAAAGAGCCUAGAUUAUCGAAGGGACGCAAUCGAACAAUUAGCGAGUGUCUGAAAAGUCAGUCGAUGAGGAAACUUGACAAAAACAACAACGAAAAAAGCUGCGAUGGGCCCAAAGGGGACGAAGACGAUUUUAUUGUAAAAUGCAGGCAAUUAGCUUUGACGCAGAAAAAAAUCUAAGGGAUCGAAUCGAUUUUCUGUCUUAACUUGUAAUUUCCAUGGAAAUUAAUUAGGAGGAGAUAAAAUUGUCCAGAGUGAAGGAUUAUAUAGGGAGCAUGCAAGAGCGUUUGAUGGUGGCAUUGAAAGACAUUCUUUAUGCAAAGCAGACGGUGAUUUGCAUUUGGUUCGAAUCAUCAACAUUCAACAGCAACAGAAGUCGAUAAAUAUUUUACGAGGUUGACCAAAAGCGGCACAGUUCCCAUAGAAAGGUCAGAGCUAAUAACAAUAAUUAAAAAGGAAAUAUGAUAGCUCCAGGAAUUGCAUCAUGUGCGAUUCUCUGCGAAACGAGACAUUAAAAAACUGUCUAAAAUUAUAACUGUGCGCAUUUGUGAUAGAUGCACCUUGAAGUUUUGAUCGCAAGUGACUGGCCAGUCUAG
Dendroctonus ponderosae (mountain pine beetle) is the source of this 1293-nucleotide messenger RNA. RefSeq lists its product as uncharacterized. The record is from RefSeq and is a predicted model, not a curated record. NCBI's taxonomy places the organism in Eukaryota, Metazoa, Arthropoda, Insecta, Coleoptera, Curculionidae. The coding region runs from base 41 to 877 and encodes 278 amino acids. The transcript has 2 exons.